AUGUCAAUACGACAUGAUCUUACUUUGCAACAGAAAAUUGAAUUAAUCAAUGAUAACAGGAAUGGUAAUGGUUUAUCUCAACGUACAUUGGCUGUAAAAUAUAAUAUUUCGCUUGGUUCUGUAUCAAAUGUAUUAAAACGUAAGGCAGAAUAUUUGGAUGAUUAUGGAGCAAAUCAGAAUCACAAUGUUAAACGAAAAAUAAUUCAUCGUUCAAAAAACAUUCCAAUAUCAGGACCGAUUUUACAAGAAAAAGCACGCGAAGUAGCUGAAUCAUUAGGUGAUAAGAUGGGUUCAUUUAAAGCAUCGAAUGGCUGCGGUGAAAGUUUAUCUGUUGAUAUUACAACUGCUGAUGAUUGGGUUCAACGAAUACCAAAAAUUAUUGAUGAUUAUGAUCCAAAGGAUAUAUUUAAUUGUGAUGAAACAGGGUUAUUUUUUAAAUUUAUGCCUGAUAAAUCAUUAACAUUAAAUAGAGAACAAUGUAAAGGUGGUAAAAAAUCAAAAGAACGCUAUACUAUUUUAUUUUGUGUUAAUUCAACUGGUGAAGAAAAAUUAAAACCACUUGUAAUUGCUAAAAGUUUAAAACCACGAUGUUUUAAAAAUUUAAAUGUUAGUAAACUUCCAAUAAAUUGGCGAGCAAAUAAAACAGCAUGGAUGAAUGUUAAGUUGUUUAGCGAAUGGCUAUCGGAUUUAAACGUAUCAAUGAAAAAGCAAAAAAGAAAAAUAAUAUUAUUUCUUGAUAAUGCACCAUGUCAUCCGGUUGAUAUCGAAUUAUCAAAUAUAAAAUUACAAUAUUUUCCACCAAAUACCACAUCAAAACUUCAACCAUUAGAUCAAGGUAUUAUACACGCAUUUAAAACACAUUAUCGUAAACAUUUAGUUAAACAUAUAAUAGCACGUUGUACAACAGCUCAAACACCAGAUGAUAUUAAAAUUACACAUUUAGAUGCUAUUUACUGGAUUGAUGCAGCAUGGAAAGCUGUUACGCAUACAACAAUACGAAAUACAUUUCGUGUAGCUGGUUUUAAAGAUAAACAACAUGAUGAUAUAACAACAGCAACAUCUAAUGAUACAGAAACAUCAUCAACAGAUAGCACAAAAUCAACGGAUGAUGAACCAUAUAAAGAUUUAAAAAAAUUAGAUGAUCUAUUAGAACAUGUCACAAUUGGUGGUCAAACAAUGAACGCAGCUGAUUUUGUUGACAUAGAUAAUGAUACACCCGCAUACAACGAAUGGUUUGAUCAGUGUGAACAACUUGUAUUAUGUGACGUUAAAGGACAAGAUGAUGAUUACGAUGAUGAUGAUCAAAUAUUAACAGAAUCACCACCAAAAUUAACGGAAGCAAUGACAAUGAUACGAAAACUUCAUUUACUAGCAACAACACAACAACCACAAUUACAUCAAUUAAUUAAUGAAUUAGAAUCAAAGUUAACUGAUGUUUAUAUUAAUUCAAAAACAAAAAGACAAACGACACUAGAAGACUUUUUUAAACAAAACUAA
This is a messenger RNA of Rotaria sp. Silwood1, 1497 nucleotides long. The record is from the annotation of a GenBank genome assembly. NCBI's taxonomy places the organism in Eukaryota, Metazoa, Rotifera, Eurotatoria, Philodinida, Philodinidae.